Molecule: messenger RNA, 6876 nt
Organism: Colletotrichum godetiae
Lineage: Eukaryota; Fungi; Ascomycota; Sordariomycetes; Glomerellales; Glomerellaceae
Product: chromosome segregation ATPase
Exons: 2
Coding region: 1-6876 (2291 amino acids)
Source: RefSeq, a predicted model, not a curated record
AUGGCGCCCGUGGAGCGCGAAGCUUCCAGGGACGCUGAUCGUCCUCUGAGACACAGGCAAUCAAUGUCUUCUGAUCAAGGCAGAGCUCUGGUUCCCAUGUGGGAUAGCUCAGAUCCCGAUAGGGCACCACCGCCCUUGCCCAUGAAUCCGCAAUCGCCAGUUACAACCUCUAGGAAAGGAACUUCCGUUGCCAUUCAGUCUGCCCACGCUGCUCUAAACGAAAGAGCCCGCGAGAGCGCCAUGCUUCCGGCACCCUUGACCAAAAGGAAUACCGAAACCUCCCCCGAACGUUCUCUCAUCAAAGGAUCACACCACAAACGCAUGCAGUCCUUGCAGCCAGGAAACGUCAGAGACCUUAGUCUGCUCUUGGAGAGCGGUCAGCAGUCCAACCCCCCAUCGCCGACCAAGUCCCCCGAGCGGACACGCCCUUCCACACCAGCGGCCAACAGAAGGGACAGCUUCGCCGACACAAGAAGAGACAGCUUCGCCGAUAGCAGGAGAGAUAGCUUUGCAGAUCUUAGGUCGACGGAGAGAGAGGCCACCACACCUUCAUCAGUUCAGAGUCAGACGCCAGUCGCACGCCCGCCUAUGAAGAGACAACAACAAAGCAUCUUGGGCGAAAACACACCUCCACAAUCUGCUACCAUGCUUGCCAUACAGAAUAUGCCGCUUCAAGGUCAGCAGCAAGAAAAGGAGAACGUCGCGAAUGGCUCUACUGCACUCGUCAAGGCUCCUCAACAGGUCGAAGCCCUUUCGGGACAGAUUCUGAGCCUCACCAGUAUCGCGACAGCUCUCUCAAAAGACAUGGCUCAGUUGAGCCGAAGAAGCCGUGACAAUGCCACCGACUUGCUAAGUCUGAAGGAAGCGACAAAAGCUCGGGACGAGGAUAUCCGCAAGAGCUUGCGCGAACUGAUCAACAACGCCCAGGAUGCUGCUGCGAGCAGCAGACCGAGCUCUCGCGACCCUUUCGUCAACAGCUUAUUCCUCGAUACCAAGUCUCACCACACCUCCCCUCCACCAAGCAAAGCUGGACGCCCAUUUUCUCUGCCUAGAAUCCCUUCACCGAAUAGCUUUGCGGCAUCCAUCGAUCGAGAUGCCCUGAGCACACCCUCGCUCUGCAACUCCAACGCCAACUCUAACUCAGAGUCUACGAAUACCAUCGCGAUACUGGACAAGAUUAUCAGAGACAUGGGUACGAAAGAGGGACACGACCUGCUUCUUGCUCGCCUGGCCGACGUUGCCGAGAAGCUCGCUGGAGUGGCGCCCGCUUCAAAGGUCGAUGAGCUGAUCCAGCUCGUCAAGACCAAGCCUGCGGAUGCCAUGAUCUCGCGAAGUGGCGGCGGCCAUGGGGAGAGCAACAGGAACAUGCCUCGUUCGGCUGUGUUUGACGAUGACAAUAGCACCAUGGACUUCGAUUACGACCCCGGAUAUGCAAGUCAGCUGACCCAUCGAUCGGAGAGAGCCUUGCACAACGAGCCCGCCUCGAAAUCCGCAGCAUCUGGCAAUGCUUCUGAGAUCGUUAGUGACGAAGUGCUCAAGAUCAUUCGUACCGUCAAGGACAGUGUAGCACAAGGCGGCGGCCUCACCGCAGAAGUCAAGGCUCUCGUCCGGGAGCUUCGUGGUGAAGUCCUCGGUAUGGGACGGGAGAUUGGAAGAAGACUGGAUGAGGCUCAGGCCCAACCAAAGUCUGAGGAGCCCUCGACCGAUAACGACGAAGUCUCAAAGAUCGUCCAUGAGGGAAUCGAGCAAAUGAGGGAGCACAUGGACGAGCUUCUUCGUGAGCAUCGACGCCAGUCCGCCAGCUCUGUGGCAUCAAGAGCACCAGCAAUCGACUAUCAAGAAAUCUAUAAUGCGAUGAGAGCAGCGCUCCGAGACUCUCAAGCAUCGCAGGAGAAAGAGCCUGAUCUGAAUCGGGAGGAUGUCAUCGAGGCUGUCAGGGACGCCUGGGAAAACUACAAGCCUGAGGUUGAGAACCAAGAUCCUGGCCUCGGACGGGAAGAGAUCCUGGAGUACCUCAAAGAGGGAUUGCAGGACUACGUCGACAGGGACCAGGAGCCCGUAGGAGCCUCGCGAGAGGAGGUGUUCCAAGCAGUCGUUGAGGGUCUCAAGCAUUUCUCGCCGCCUCGCGUUGAGACACCGGCAAGCCUCUCGCGAGACGAGAUUCUUGAAGCUGUUCGCGAGUGCCUAGAGGAGUUCGAGUUCCCCGUUGCCCCCUCGGCAUUCACACAAGAGCUCACCCGAGAGGACAUGCUUCAUGCGGUCAAGGAAGGCCUCAGCGGCUACGAUCUACCUAGCGCUGGAGCUCUCGUACCACACCAGAACAACAACGAAGAGGUCGUCACUCGAUUGCAAGAUAUUCUUGAGUUCAUGCGCGGAGAGUUCCGAGCAGUGACAGAGGAUGCGAAAGUGAACGCCGCCGCCAACGGCCGUGACACUGAGCAGAUUCUCGACGCUACUAAGGACGGUCUGGAGAAGCUUCGUGCUGACAUGGAAGCGUAUGUCAGUCAUCUCAGUGGCAGCACCGCCGGACAAGAAGAAAUCACCCAGACUCUUCUUGGCACAUUAGAUACCUUCAGGGAUGAGAUGGCUAUGUUGGUCGACCGCGUUUCGAGCGAUUCCAGAUCGACAAUUGAGUCACACAUGGAGUCACUACGCGACACUGUCAACUCCUCCAUGGUUCCGGUCACUCCGCAAGUCAACCAGAAGGAGAUCAUCGAAGCCGUGAGAGAUGGAAUCGACAGCGUGCGUGGCGAGUUGCGCCGACCAUUUGCCGGUGUCACGGACAUUCUAGACGCUCUUCACGAUGGCUUGGCCGAUCUGCGCAUCAGUAUCGACAAGGUGGCGAACCGGCCAGCAGAUCUCACAGCCAACGAUGAGGUUCUCGAUGCAUUGAAAUCCGGGCUGGACAACGUUCGCUCAGAAAUCGAUGGCCUUCGAGAGUUGCAAGGCCAGAACGACAAGGCAUUGACGACCAUGCAUGACGGUGCCGUUGUGCCAGUUCCGGCUGAUGCCCUCAAGCAGGAUGACAUCAAGAACCUCGAGGUUCUCAUCACACAGCUCCGAAUCAAGAUCGAGGCCAUGGAACCUGCCAACGCCGAUCCUGUCGCUAAAGAUGAUCUCACACGUAUGGAGGACAUGCUUCGUUCUCUUCAGGAAUCUGCAUCCAAGGACGACAUGCUCCGUCUCGAGGACAUGCUUCGACUCGUGCAAGAGUCGGUCUCAAAGGACGAGACUUCCCGCAUCGAAGAAGUCUUGCUCAAUGCACAGAGCUCCGUUACCAAGGAAGACAUAACACGUCUGGAAGAGGCGAUUCUGCCUAUCCAGGAGUGGGUCAAGUCCAAGGAAAGCCCGGUCAGCACCGAUGCUUCAACAAAGGAAGACGUCCAAGCGAUUGAAACUAUCCUUCGUAACACCAAGGGCCGGUUGGAUGACCUCAUUGACAACGAGCAAGCUGUGCGAAAAGAGCAUCUGGACAGCUUGGAGAACACCAUACUGGAGACCAGAGAAGCCAUCAAUCUCAUUACGACACAGCUGGAUACCCUGCCGAAGAAGGAUGACGUGACAUCCGUGGAGGCCUUGGUGACGCAAGUUGCUGCAGGCUUUGAAGAAAUGAAGGAGAGUGCUGCCAAGCAACUGGAGGACCCCGAGCGAGUCACUAAGACUGACGUCGAGGCUGUAGAAGCUGCAUGUCACGAUAUCAAGGACGUAUUCGAUCAACUGCUCAAAACGGAAAUAGCAGCCCUCGUCACCAAGGAAGACUUGAAGAAGACAGAGUCAACCUUGGAAGAGCUGAAAGGCCCUCUCGAGGCCUUGGUGGUCCUGGAGGGACUCAAGGAAGGACUACAGGAAGGCAUCAAAGCCCCAUUGGACGAGCUGAAGACAGAGCUCAAGACGGAGCUCAAGACCCCGAUCGAAGAGCUCAAGACUCCACUCGAAGAGCUCAAGACACGACUUGACUCUCUGACCGAGUCGCACGACAAGGGAAGUGAGGAGCGCCAAGCCGAGAUUGUCGGCGUUAGCGAACGCGUCACUGAAGUCAAGACCUUCCUUGAGGAAUUCCAGGGCUUGGUCAAGGGCAAACUCGAGGAGGGUGCCACUGGAGUUGAGAGUCUCUCAAAGCUGCUCGAGGGUGUAUCAACAGCAGUGGAGAACAACGCUUCCGUGAACCAAGACCUGAAGGAGCUCUCCGACACGAUGAAGCUCGAAUUCGAAGAGUCCAAGGCCGCUGUAGUCGGUGCGAAGCUGGAGUCCGACGAAAAGUUCCAGCAGACCACUGAGGCCUUGAGCGCCAAGAUUGAGGAGAAGGUCGCGGAGCUGAUGACCAAGUACGACGAGUUCCACGUUGCCCUCGACGACCGUGCAAAGGCCGGGGAGGCUAGAGAUGCCAGCACUGAAGAGGCAGUCCUGGGUACCAAGGCUGUUGCCGAAGAGCUCAAGUCUCUCGUGGACACACUUGGCGCUGCUGUUACCGAUUCGAUGGAGAAGAUGGAGGAGGCAUCCAAGACCGUGUUCACCAGAGUUGAGGAUCUCAUGACGAAGUCUGAGGAGAACCAUACGGACGGGAAAGCCGAUCACCAGCAAACUCGGGACCACUUGAAGCAAGCUGUCGACGCCGUCGAAAUCAUUCAGGGCCAGCUUAUUGAGUCCCAGCCUCAGAUCUUGGAAUCCAUCAAAGAUGUCUUGCUCAUCGUCGGUCAACAUUACGAUUACGCCAAGACGUCAACGAACGAUAUUCAAAAGACAAUCGAGGAUGCCAAGCCAGUUGAGCUUGCUCUGCCACCAAUUCCUGACAAGUAUGACGACACUGUGGUUCUGGAGAAACUUACCAAGUUGAUCGAGCAUACUGAGGUUCCGGUCGAGAAGUACGAUGACGCAGGCGUUCAUGAAAAGCUUGACAAGCUCGUCGAGCAUGCUUCCGUUCCUCCUGAGAAGUAUGACGAUGCGCCAGUACAUGAGAAGCUUGACAAGAUAGUGGAGCAUGUUUCCACUCCAGCAGAAAAGUACGACGACACGCCCGUUCACGAAAAGCUCGACAAGCUUGUAGAGCACUCUCAGGUGCCUGUCGAGAAGUACGAUGAUGCGCCGGUGCAUGAGAAGCUCGACAAACUCGUGGAACACUCCCAGAUACCAGUGGAGAAGUACGACGACGCGCCCGUUCACGAGAAACUCGACAUGCUUGUGGAGCACUCUCAGGUGCCUGUUGAGAAGUACGAUGAUGCACCGGUGCAUGAGAAGCUUGACAAGCUCUCUGAACAGCAGUUGCUGAUCCCGACGGAGAAGUAUGACGACGCAGUGGUCAUGGAAAAGCUUGACAGGAUCGCUGAGUACCAGUCUUUGCUCCCAACCGAGAAGUACGACGACGCUGCAGUUCAAGAGAAGCUCGACAUGCUUGCCUGCGGGCAGUCGUUGAUCCCUACGGAGAAGUACGAUGAUGCGCCAGUGCACGAGAAGUUGGACAAGCUUGCUGAGCAGCAGUCGUUGAUCCCAACCGAAAAGUACGAUGACACAGUGAUUCGGGAACAGCUCGGAGUUCUUGCUGAACAGCAGCUGCUGAUCCCGACUGACAAGUACGACGACGCAACUGUGCAAGACAAGCUUGACAAGAUUGCCGAGCAACAGGCAUUGAUUCCCACCGACAAGUACGACGACGCAACUGUGCAGGACAAGCUUGACAAGAUUGCCGAGCAACAGGCCUUGAUUCCCAUUGACAAGUACGACGAUGCAGCUGUUCACGUGAAGCUGGACGAGCUUGUUGAUCAUACUCAUGCUGCUGAGAAGGCCUUUGGUCAGCUCGACACUCUUGAAAAGGUUCACCAGCAAGUCAUUCAAACGGCCACGGACAUCUCGCUCUUCCUCGCUACCCAGACCAAGAAGAUCAAAGAGGAGGAAGACGACAGAGAGCAGACUCUCCAAGAAGUGACCAUUGAUCUCGAGCGCAAGUUUACUCUCAAGGAGCAGAUUGAGGCCAGCUUGCUCGAUCUGAAGCAGGAGGAGGAGAGACUCAGGGCCUCAGUACUCGGACUUCGGACGGAGCAAGAAAGUCUCAUUCGGCAGAAGACAAGGUUGACGGGUGAUGUCUCGUCUCUCGAGACUGCACUGCACAUUCGUCGAGAUGAGCUUCACGACAUGGAAUCUCGUGCCGAGGGUCUUGAGCGCCGCAUCCUGGAAGGCGUUAUGGACCAUUCACGCGUCCUCCUGAUGUCAAAGGCGACCAAAGGACGAGACGCUAUGAGCCGUAAGCGUGUCCGGGACCAAAAGCCGGGUCAGGAGAACGGGGUCUCUGAGAAGCCUGCAUCGCCUGCUGUCAACUUGGCGCUUUCUGCCAAACGAAACUUGAAGCCUCCUUCGCAAGCGGGCGCUGCUCGCCGUAUCUUGUCACUGAGCCAGAUCACGAACAAUGUGCCUACCGGUGGUGUCCAGCGCAGCCAGAGCGUCAGGACAGCCGGUGCCCGUGGUCAUCGCAAGUCCAGCUGGGCUGGAGGCUUUUCGAAGGGCUAUGGAGAUCUCGACAAGGAGAACAUGUCUCUGAAAGAGACGGAGGAGGAGAACAUGCCCAGCCCCACGCCUGUUAUGCACGAAGAACCGGCUGGCGGUGAUGAUCCCAGUGACACCGAGACGCUACGUCGUAGCAGUCAUGGCAGUCGUAUGAGCCGUGGUAGCCGCGGUACAACUGUCGUGACGGAGAGUACCGACAAUUACACUGGCGACGGUGACUACUCGGACUAUUACGACGACAACCAAAGCGAUUUGCAGAGUGACCUCCAGAGCGAGUGGACCGAGAGUGUCGUGAGCUCAAACGUCAGUUCAGACCUUGGCUCCAACCUGAGUCAAGAAACCCUGAACAAUGAGGCUGCGACAGUGGAGGAAGUGGCCUAG